Molecule: messenger RNA, 1001 nt
Organism: Amaranthus tricolor (Joseph's coat)
Lineage: Eukaryota; Viridiplantae; Streptophyta; Magnoliopsida; Caryophyllales; Amaranthaceae
Product: ER lumen protein-retaining receptor-like
Exons: 6
Coding region: 92-739 (215 amino acids)
Biological process (GO): endoplasmic reticulum to Golgi vesicle-mediated transport; protein retention in ER lumen
Cellular component (GO): cis-Golgi network; endoplasmic reticulum; membrane
Molecular function (GO): ER lumen protein retrieval receptor activity
Source: RefSeq, a predicted model, not a curated record
UUAAAAAAUCAUCAGUGAAAGUUUGUGUUGUUUUCUACAUUAUUAUAUAUUAUCAGAAGUGAUUUUGGAUUUCUGAUCAAAAUUUUACAAGAUGAAUAUAUUCAGAUUAGCUGGUGAUAUGACCCAUCUGGCUAGUGUUCUUGUCUUGCUUCUGAAGAUCCAUACCAUCAAAUCUUGUGCUGGUGUUUCUUUGAAGACACAAGAACUCUAUUCAAUUGUUUUUGUGACUCGUUACUUGGAUAUCUUUACGGAUUUCAUAUCUCUUUAUAACACUAUCAUGAAGCUAAUAUUCCUCAGCAGCUCCUUUUCAAUUGUUUGGUACAUUAGAAGUCACGAAAUUGUCAAAAGGUCGUAUGACAAGGACCAAGAUACCUUCCGACAUUGGUUCUUAGUACUGCCUUGCUUAGUCCUGGCUUGUCUUGCCAAUGAGAAAUUCACUUUUAAAGAGGUCAUGUGGACAUUUUCCUUAUACCUAGAAGCAGUUGCUAUCCUUCCCCAGUUAGUAUUGUUGCAGAGAACUAGAAACAUUGACAACCUCACUGGACAUUAUGUAUUUCUUCUUGGAGCAUACCGCGCAUUGUACAUCCUUAACUGGAUUUAUCGUUACUUCACUGAGACUCAUUAUGUCCACUGGAUACCAUGUGUCGCUGGAAUUGUUCAGACAUUGUUGAAUGCCGACUUCUUUUACUAUUACUUCCAGAGCUGGAGAAACAACAGUAAACUUCAGUUACCAGCUUAAGCACUUCCAAAAUCAUGUCUAUGGUGCUAUCUAUAUCACUGUUAGAAACAUACGGCUAACAAUUCACUCGCUGCCCAAGAUGUUCGAUGCUCAUGAACGUGUUUACUCAUUUUGCCCGGUUACAUCUUGUAUCGGGUUUUUGCUACUCAUGGAACGUUGUAUACGAUCCGAUAUCAGACUGCUUUUUCUUGUAAAUACUGGUAGAUGUGGUAGUUGAUGGAGAUUUUGUGGACAAAUUGUAGAAUUGAGCAAAUAAGUUGAU